This is a messenger RNA of Penicillium roqueforti, 1092 nucleotides long. RefSeq lists its product as uncharacterized. The record is from RefSeq and is a predicted model, not a curated record. NCBI's taxonomy places the organism in Eukaryota, Fungi, Ascomycota, Eurotiomycetes, Eurotiales, Aspergillaceae. The coding region runs from base 1 to 1092 and encodes 363 amino acids. The transcript is spliced from 4 exons.
AUGCCAUCUCCUGUCUCGACGGAUCCUCGAGUCUUGCGGUUUCCCAGGUCUGACGAGACUGGGUCUUUUGUACUCGUCCAUGUCUCAUGUACCGGCCCUGCUCGGCUCGAUCUGAGCCUGACGGCUACCGAGGGGGAAUCGCCCUAUGUUAGCCUGGUGAAACAAUCACGCUUGAAUGAUCUUCAAGCAAAGAAUUACCAAGGAUCAGAUGAUGAAUGGGUUAAAACAGUCUCUCUCAUUCUGGGACAAUGUUCUGCCCCUGAUGAGCCGGAUUGGGCCACUGGUCUCGAAGCUUCGGCCAGUAUAUCAGGCUCUGAUGAAGACAAGGAAAUUGUGAUCACGAUACGGAAGCGAGUCCAGACUAUCACACAACGCCUGGGUGCUUUUACCCUCAAGCAAGACGAUGAACAAGCCGUCGAACUUUUUGAAUGGACAGGAAUCACAGCGGCUAGAGCUCAGAUGCUAGAGCAACAAGUAUCCAGCAUGACCGGCCGCUAUCGUCUUGCCGAAGAUACCAUACAUAGGUUGAAUGAACAGCUCGAGGAGCUCAUGCAUGCGAAGACCGAGCAUGAGAAUCGAUUGGUGGCCAAUUUUGUGCAGGUCUUGAACGAGAAAAAGCUCAAAAUUCGCAACCAGCAACGUCUUCUGGCAUCGGCUACUGUGGAUUCAACCAAAGUCUCCGAGAUACAGGCUAGCAUUCCCGGAGAGUCAGAUAGAGCCGCCGAGAGAUCUCAUUCAGCAAAGAGAAGUGCUCGCAAGAUGAGCGAUACUGACGACUCUGAUGGAUUCGAACAAAUGGAUAUUGACCCAAUAAAAACCAAUCUAGAUGCCUUCAAUACUCAAGAUACGGACGAAGAGCAUUCGACUCCUCAUCCUUCGGACGGCGAACAGAACAGUAGCACGACAGACGACGAUUCGUCUCAGGAUGAAUCUGCCCAGCUGAAGCGAGUUUCCCCAGCAAGAGACACAGCGCCGCCUCAAAGAGAUUUGCCAUUUGCUAAAAGGUCUGGCGGGCCUAUUAAGACUGCUCCAGCCCAACCCAGCAAAGAUGCCGAGGAGACUGCGGGAGAGACGGAUGAUGAUGAGCUCUAA